CGUCAUUCGUUUAGAGAAAUUCAGACUGCGGUUUCGUCAAGUUUUACAAAAUCUCGAUUUUUAUAUUCAAGAUAAAUUGAUUUUUAGCACAUAAAAUAUCCGCUGAAGGCUUAUGUGUUGGGAUAUCUAAUAGUUUAUGGUAGAAUAACUUAUUUAUAAUUUUCUUUCGUUGUUUUUAAUCACGGGCAGUGGUAGUUUUGAAUUUAGGUCUACGGUCUACUAAAUCAAUUGUUGAAAAUGUCUAAGAAAGAGGACCCUGUGCCCGGUAACAAGUCAGUAAUCCUGGCUUACGUGCUGUGGCUCUUUAGUGGUAUAUUUGGAGUGCAUCAUUUUUACUUGCGAAGAGACAGGCAUGCUUUCGUUUGGUGGUCUACACUUGGUGGAUUUGGCGUUGGGUGGCUUGGUGAAAUAUUCCGGAUACCUCGAUACGUACGGGACGCCAAUGAAGAUCCUCAGUACAUGCUCCAGCUCUCAAUGAGGAUGAGCAAAAACAGCAAGCCCCCAUUUUCGAUGAAUCGCUUUACGGGCAUGCUUAUGGUCGGCUACUCCUGGGGGCAGAUGAUGCUGUAUGCAGUUCCUCCUGAUGAAAUCUGGGGCAUCAACUUCAGAUACCUUAACUACUUGAUUCCAUUUGCAGCUGCUCUCGGUGUGUGGACAGUGGGCAACAUUGGCAGAGAGCAAGGCAGUCUGAAGUGGCCCCUGGCGGCAGCAUACGUGACGUAUUUCACGCGUUACUACAUCUACGAUGAGACCAUCUGGUUCACUCUCAUGGUGCUUGCUUCGGCGCUUGCAUUUGACUCCUUUUCCAAGGAGUGGCGUAAAAAGAAACCCAAGAAACGUCAUGUUGUGAGCCGCAUAGCCAUCUUAGCGGUGUGUGCUUGCCUCUACCUGUCGCUGUGGGUCAGCUAUCUUUACUUCCAAGGCAUCAUCACCGACAGCGAUGGAAAUGAAGUACCCAUCUACGAAGCGUUUGAACACUUCUUCAGCAGUCCUUGGUGGUUGGACGCGAAGCAAUGUCUGUACGAUACUUACCAGUACGCGCAGCAUCACGGCUGGUACGAGGUGUGGAAGCAAAUCAUAGAUCUGUCAGAUCCGCAUGGGGAACAGAACGCUUACAAGGUCCUCGGGCUCGGUCCGGAGUCGAGUCAGCAAGAGAUAACUUCCACCUGGCGUCGCUUGUCCCGAGAGAACCACCCCGACAAGGUGAAGGAUGAGUCGCAGCGCCGCGCUGCGCAGGAGCGCUUCAUGGAGAUACAGCAGGCCUACGAGAUACUGUCGAACAGCAAGCACAGGAGAAACCGGCGCAACAAGAAAGACAACACUGACAAAGAGAGAGCUCGUCACGACGAAAUGUAGUAAGUCGGUCUAGUAAGACUGUUUGCUCAAAUAUAUUGUAUUUUUAGGUAUUCUAUUUAUCUCGAAUUUAUUUAAAGUCUGCAUAUAACGACAGUGAAGCUUGCGUCUUCCGAAAUCGGAAAAGUUAAUGUUUUAGUAGAAAUAAAAAGACACGCACAAAUCUCAGUAAAAGCUUCCAGUUAUGUAAGUCGCAGUUAUUUGACUAUUUUAAUCAUAAAAUGUCUUUUUAUAUUUCUAAAAUCUCAAUCUCAACUUUUGACUCUUUUUGGUUAGGAUUUCUAAAAUCUCAACUUUUUUUCUACUUAUGUUUAUUUAUUUUUCAAUCCUUUCUUUUUAACACGUUUUUUUUAUUUGUGCAUUCCGUUAUCAUACAGGGUGGCCAAAACAGUGAGGUCUAAAAGAAAAAUUUAGAUUCCUUACAUCAAGGUGUACCUAAAUCACCCCCAUGUAUGUAAUACGAUUGUGCUUAGUUUAGGAGAUAGAGUUAAUUUUGUGAUAUUUUAAAAUUUUAUGACCUAGUAGGCUUUAAACAUUUUUAUCUUUUUUUUGGGUUGACUUUUUUCAUAUUUCUUUUUUUCGACAGAUUUGUUAUUAAUUGUAGAUGUUUGAAAAAAAUAAUCACCUUCCUAUCUUUGAUUCAAGAUACAAAAGUUUUGCUAGAAACAUUAAAAUUAUGCUUUUAUCAGAACACUAUCAAUUUUUCAACUUAAAAGUUUAAGUAAAAAAAAGAACUUCCAUAGGUCCAAAACCAUUUUAAAAACUGCGCCGUUUCCUGAACAUUCAUAAUAAUACAAAAAAACAUGUACUUAAUGGGCCACUAUUUCCUGUAAUCGGUCCACUAAAGUGGGAAGUCGGAGAUUUCGUUACUUGUUUUUGACUUUCUUAGAGUGAAUUAAUAUUGGGAAUCCUCUAAGUUUACAUUACGUAGAACAGAUUUAGAGCAGUAACAGGACAGAACAUGUUUUUAUUCUCAACGAGGAAGCUCUGGCCCUUCACCACACCUGGUGAAAACUGAUGAUUAGGCUGAAGGUGGAAGGGUACUUCAAUUACAGAGGAACUAUGGCUUCCUACCUCCAAAUGCCGGAAUACAGUAAUGCUAUUAACAUUAUUGUUAUAGUGACAGACUUAGGAAAAUAGAGUUGCUAGCCAGAUAGACUUAGAUCAAACCCUACCACCAACCAAACCGAGCAGAAAAUUGCACCUCCACUGAGAAUCAAACCCGGGACCUCUGAAGCUUACAUCUUACCACUUGAAGACAGAGGCAUUUGUUACAUUUUACUAUUCCCUUGAAAUACCUACUACAGUGAGAAGAAGAAGGAGGAUAUUUGGUUUAUGUUAAUUAAAACUUACUUAAAAAUAAGAAUGUGUUCCGGCAUUUGGAGGUAGGAAGCCAUAGUUCCUCUGUAGUUGAAGUACCCUUCCACCUUCAGCCUAAUCAUCAGUUUCCACCAGGUGUGGUGAAGGGCAAGAGCUUCCUCGUUGAGAAUAAAAACAUGUUCUGUCCUAUUACUGCUCUAAAUCUAUUCUACGUAAUGUAAACUUAGAGGAUUCCCAAUAUUAAUUCACUCUAAGAAAGUCAAAAACAAGUAACGAAAUCUCCGACUUCCCACUUUAGUGGACCGAUUACAGGAAAUAGUGGCCCAUUAAGUACAUGUUUUUUUGUAUUAUUAUGAAUGUUCAGGAAACGGCGCAGUUUUUAAAAUGGUUUUGGACCUAUGGAAGUUCUUUUUUUUACAUAAACUUUUAAGUUGAAAAAUUGAUAGUGUUCUGAUAAAAGCAUAAUUUUAAUGUUUCUAGCAAAACUUUUGUAUCUUGAAUCAAAGAUAGGAAGGUGAUUAUUUUAAUCAAACAUCUGCAAUUAAUAACAAAUCUGUCGAAAAAAAGAAAUCUGAAAAAAGUCAACCCAAAAAAAAGAUAAAAAUGUUUAAAGCCUACUAGGUCAUAAAAUUUUAAAAUAUCACAAAAUUAACUCUAUCUCCUAAACUAAGCACAAUCGUAUUACAUACAUGGGGGUGAUUUAGGUACACCUUGAUGUAAGGAAUCUAAAUUUUUCUUUUAGACCUCACUGUUUUGGCCACCCUGUAUAAAGAUACAUAUCGACUUUUAGAAAGACGUCUAAUGUUAACCCGUAAUAUCGCGGCAAUGCUGUUGCUACUAUAUUUUGAACCUCACGCUCUGUCUUGAGGACCAAACUAAGUUUGUAACUGUAGAAGGUUACAAAUUGAUUGUCAGGUAAAUAUUGUGUUUUAAUUCGUAUCUUAAGUAAGUGUCAUAUCUACGUUUUUUGAAGAAAAAUCACGUUACUCCGAGAAAGCUUUUCUAGUCUAGUGUCUUUCUCAAGUCGAAUUGAUAUUACGUUGUAAUAGAUGUCGCAUUUAAAUUAUGCAUUUAUUACUAAAACAAUUAACAUCAUUAUUAGAUUCGUGCAAUGAGAAUAGUUUAGUUAAACUUUAGUCUAAUCAUGUACUUAAAAUAUACUUUUUGCAUUUACUAUACCAAAUGUAAAUUAUUAUUACUAAAAUUAAAAUAAGUUUCAUAACAUUUUUAAACCUUAAAGGACGUAGCACAUUUGUCAACCCGGAAAGGGAUCGUAACCGUAUCAACUCGAGGUGGUCAGUAUUCAUUGUAUGAAACUUCAUACUGCAACGCACACUUAUCCGUAUCGUAACGUAAACGCCUCGCCUCGCGAUUAACAGCGCGCAAAAGGCGAAGACAGUUCGCGAAAGGCGAUACGGUGUUGACCCCUUUCCGAGUUGAUAAGUCUGCUAUUACCAUAAACUGUAACAUAAUCGCAAUUGCAUAUUUCUGAUAAUACGUAAUUUAAAACAGUAUUCUCGUUAAAAAUAUAUUUCAUCGCUUGCGUAAUUCCAGUUAUGUCGUAAGCGAUGUUUAACUCAUUUUGAAAAUAUUUAUACAAAAAUAUUUAAAAAAUUGCAGAUGUGUUAACUGUAAUAUUAUUUAUUAUGAGCGAACUAAAGUUAUUUAUAUUUUGAAAGGUAAUUAGGUCUCGUUUUAUAACCAUCUUCUGUCUUGUUCAUACUUAGAGUGACAGCAAGACAGAGGUGAUCUUAAUAUUGGCUAUUUAUUUAUUUUGUCUCACUCAGUGUUGUGAAAACAUUUCAUUUUAAAAGACUCAUGUUGCGUUACGCCUCGUCUCUCCAUUAUUAAUUGAUGACUGAUCGCUGUAUAAAACUAAGAGUGGAAGGCUACAUUGUUUUUCACCGCUGAAGUACCUACGUAUUUUGUUACAUAUAAGCAACAAUGUGUCAAAUUGAUAAAAUAAGUUUCAUUCUGACAAAGAUCUUCCAAAAAUAGUAAGUAUACUUGUUAAUGUGUAAUCUCUUUAAUAAGAUAAGUCGAAAAUAGUAUCCAAUUAUACAGUAGUGACAAUAUUUAUGUACAUUUACUUUAAUAUUAAAUCAAUUGACCACUACUUACCGCCUCGAGGCAGAAAGAAAUUCCAUUUAACAGCCAAUUCUAAAUAAGCGAUGAAUGAACGGUUCCAUUAAAUGCAGUAAAUAUUAGAUAUACCUACUGUUCUUCUGCCAAGAUACAUUCUUCUUACUGGAAGUCGCUACAUAAAAUCACACCUGUGGACCCUAAAUAAGGCAAAAAAAAUAAAUUUUUGAUGUGUAUUUUUCGUCAAUGCAGAAGCGCUUAACCUAAGAACUUGAGGAACGAGUGUCAAAUGUUAUGACACUGUGUCAAAUUAUGUCACUGACGUUCAUCCCAGUGAACAUUACAUGCCGUGAUUUAAAGCGCGUCGAGAAACCAGCACAAUCUUAUUCCAUUACAUUAAAAUAAGUUGGUCCAAAUUAUGGGAGGGGUGACAUAAUUGACAUAAUAUGUCGUGACAGAGCAUACAAGUCUGAAACACAUCUGAAGUCUCACUGACGUCUGACGUCACAAAAACACCCUCCAGUGCCGUUCCCUUAUUAACUAUCUCAGUCACUAAUGCCCGUUUUCACCAUCAAUCCCUAAUUUUAAAGUGACCCCUAUGGUGACACAUAACAGGCAUUUUGUUUUCAUAGGGGUCACUUUAAAAUUAGGGAUUGAUGGUGAAAACGGGCAUAAGUCAUGCAUGUGCUUGACCUAUAGAACGUUGUCUUUAGAACUCAUAUUAUGGUCGUAGCCUUUUUAAGACAGAUAAUUCAAUUAAUUAAUGUUGUCUAUAUUUGCCAGAUCCAAAGUCAUUGCUUGAAAUAUAAACGGCGGUUGUUUUGGUCUCAAGGCGUUGAGUAUAUUUAGCUUUUAAUCAUCGUUUAAGCAGGUGGGUGAGUGUGGGUGGGUUAAUUUACUUUUUAAUGCUGACUAGAGUGAUAACUACUAUACAGGGUGUUAGGUAAAUGGGUAUAUGAGCCGACACUAGCCCAUGUUAACAUGGUUAUAUAAAUGGUAUGGUGAAGUCAGAAAAUUGAUAUCUUCAUUUUAAUUAUUUUAUUUUUCAUACAAAUCGGAUUUAAUAAAAUUUAUUUUGUAUGAAAAUUUAAAAAAAUUAAAUGAUGAUAUCAAAUUUCUGACUUCACCAUACCAUUUAUAUGCCCAUGUUAACAUGGGCUAGUGUCGGCUCAUAUACCCAUUUACCUAACACCCUGUAUAUGCCUUUUUCCUGUGAUGCAGAUCUGUGGCCUAAUUCACGUAUUUUUUACAGUCAAGAUCUCGCUCACGUUCAGAAGUCGUCCCAUUGUAAAACAAUUCUAAAUCCGUAUUCACAAGGGUCAUUUUCGGUAGAACGAUUACUCGAUAGGAUCGCAACUCAGCGAUUUGUUGUCAUUGAAGUUUUGUUACGUCGUCGUCCCAUUGAAAAACAGUUCUAAAUCUGUAUUCACAAGGGUCAUUUUGAUAGAACGAUUACUCGAUAAGAUCGCAACUCAGUGUUUUGUUGUCGUUGAAGUUUUGUUACGUGAAUAAGGCCACAGAUCCGCACGCGUGCCCAUAUCCUCACCACAGGAAAAAGGAGAUAUUUGAUUCAUUGUUUCAAAAUGGCUGACGUGAAUAGAACUGUCGUCAGUUUUCCCUUUCAGAUUGGUUGAAACAAUUAAUUUGAUUUUUUUAAAUUGGUUCGAAUAGCAAACAUCAUUGUGUCAAAUACUGUUUGAAAUAAGCAAACAUUUGUAUGGACAAGUUUAUAUUAAAACUAGAUUAGGACAUACAGUUAUAUUAUAAUUUGUAUCUGUAUAAAAACCUUCACCAGAAUAUUAUUUUUAUAUUAUUUAUUUAUUGGUGGCAAUCAACAAACCAUUUCAAAGCUAAGAUCUCUCAUUUUCUCUUUAUUUAUUGAAUAUAGUGACAUUAAAUUUAGAAGUGGCUACGUAAACUUAACAGUCAUUGAUUUUGUAAGAAUCUUCUAAUAAUUAUGCAUUUACAUGCUUAUGACUUGUCCGUUAUUAUUGAAUAAAGAGAAAAUAAGAUACCAUACUAUACUAUCUAGUUUUUUAGAAUAAUUGUAAUUAUUAAACUCGCCACCAUUUUAUUAUUGUAGAAUUUUGGGUCUGAUUAAUUCCGUCCUUUUUAUUAAAUUUAAUUACGUAAAGAUUCUAUAGGUUUUUCGAAUAUAUUCUGUAAUAGUAUUUUGGAGACUUUAUAUGCCUUAGUAUAAUUUC
Molecule: messenger RNA, 6959 nt
Organism: Ostrinia nubilalis (European corn borer)
Lineage: Eukaryota; Metazoa; Arthropoda; Insecta; Lepidoptera; Crambidae
Gene: wus
Product: dnaJ homolog subfamily C member 22
Exons: 7
Coding region: 238-1356 (372 amino acids)
Cellular component (GO): membrane
Source: RefSeq, a predicted model, not a curated record